GCCGGGAGCGGGGCUGGAGUAGCCGCCGCCGCCAUCAUCGUCGUCGUCGUCGCCGCCAUGCCCUCGUCGCCGCUGCGGGUGGCCGUGGUCUGCUCCAGCAACCAGAACCGGAGCAUGGAGGCGCACAACAUCCUCAGCAAACGAGGAUUCAGCGUCCGAUCCUUCGGCACGGGGACGCACGUGAAACUCCCGGGACCAGCGCCAGACAAGCCGAAUGUUUACGAUUUCAAAACUACAUACGAUCAGAUGUACAGUGAUCUGCUUAGGAAAGACAAAGAACUCUAUACACAGAACGGAAUCCUGCACAUGCUGGACCGAAAUAAAAGGAUCAAGCCCCGGCCGGAAAGGUUUCAGAACUGCAAGGACCUGUUCGAUCUCAUCCUCACGUGUGAAGAGCGAGUGUACGACCAGGUCGUCGAAGAUCUGAACUCCAGAGAGCAGGAGACCUGUCAGCCGGUGCACGUGAUCAACGUGGACAUCCAGGACAACCACGAGGAGGCCACGCUGGGAGCGUUUCUCAUCUGUGAACUCUGCCAGUGUAUACAGCACACCGAGGACAUGGAAAACGAAAUCGACGAGUUGCUACAAGAAUUCGAAGAGAAAAGCGGCAGGACUUUUCUUCACACCGUUUGCUUUUACUGACGGGCGCUCCGGGGCCCGGACCCUUGCCCCCGCAAGAAGCAUGUGUGUCAGGAUUCCAGCGCCUGGCCGCCCUUUCUCCCCGAAGACCAGCACCAUGGCUUUCUUUUGUUCAUAUUUUCUUCCUGCCCGGAAUCUAUUUUUCCUUUCAGGGAUCCUGCCCGAGGAAGGCAGCCUCAUCCCACGGAACUGUACAUAGGAGAAUGAGAUGGAAAGGUCAUAUAUUUAAGAUAAACAAAAAUCAAGAUUUUGGUUGCCCCACUUCUCCCAGGUGCAAGUGGGGUUUAACUAUAAGAGGAUCUUUUUUUUUUUUACACCCCCCCUCGGAAUGAUUAAAGGCGGUUUCUAUUGUAUUUUUUUUUCCAGCUUACAAGUCUUUUUAGUUGUGCGAGGGUUUAUUUGUUCGUUUUUUCCUGUAACCCUAGUGACCGGUUGGACUCUUCAGAGUUUGUGGAGGGAGCCGUGACUUGGGGUGGGGUCUGUAUAUCGUUAGGGAUAAAACUGAGGUGUCCAAUAAAAAAGAAAAAUAUCAACCAA
Messenger RNA from Tachyglossus aculeatus (Australian echidna), 1176 nucleotides. It is a transcript of the gene SSU72, whose product is annotated as SSU72 homolog, RNA polymerase II CTD phosphatase. Gene Ontology annotation, biological process: termination of RNA polymerase II transcription. The record is from RefSeq and is a predicted model, not a curated record. The transcript has 5 exons. NCBI's taxonomy places the organism in Eukaryota, Metazoa, Chordata, Mammalia, Monotremata, Tachyglossidae. Bases 58 to 642 code for a protein of 194 amino acids. Gene Ontology annotation, molecular function: RNA polymerase II CTD heptapeptide repeat phosphatase activity. Gene Ontology annotation, cellular component: mRNA cleavage and polyadenylation specificity factor complex; nucleus.